Molecule: messenger RNA, 3157 nt
Organism: Clarias gariepinus (North African catfish)
Lineage: Eukaryota; Metazoa; Chordata; Actinopteri; Siluriformes; Clariidae
Product: hemicentin-1-like
Exons: 11
Coding region: 171-2756 (861 amino acids)
Biological process (GO): cell adhesion
Molecular function (GO): integrin binding
Source: RefSeq, a predicted model, not a curated record
GCAUGCUUAUAUGCUUGAUGCAGAGAGGAGACAUGUUUGACCUUGCCACAUCGGGACUCGUUGUUGGAUACAUAUACUUUUUUUGAUCAUCAUUAUCCUCCUCCUCCUCCUCCUCAUCAUCAUCGUUCUUAUCAUCAUUGCAGUCAUCUGUCAGCCUUCUAGUAAAGACGAUGCUGUACCUUACACAACUUACCGGCUUUAUCCUUAUAACACUCAUAAAUGGCGAAAUGAGUGAAGAUUGCACUCCUGAUUGCCCUUGCCUGACUGACCUUCCUGAGCUGGUGGUGCGAUAUGGAGAUUCUGUCUCGUUGAGUUGCGACCCUUUCUCCAACGGGACUGAUCUAAGUUGGACAAUUACAUGGGAUGAUAUGUUGAUUCUUGAUAAAGAGUCCUUCACCAUGGAAAAUCUGACUGACUGGGAAAUACAGCCUAUGUGUCAGAAUGGUGAUCAAUGCAACAGAACUCUCCCUCUUACUAUUUACAAGCUUCCAGACCAGGUGUCCAUCAGUACCGUGAAUCACACAGGGCCGAUGAUGGAAGGCAGAGACUACGAGCUCCAGUGUGACAUUCGGAAUGUUGCUCCUCUUAAGCUCCUUACUGUAAAAUGGUUCAAAGGAAAUGAAUCAGUGGGCAACAUAAACUUUCCUAAUAAUUCCACCAAGAAUCCAGUAAAUCAGUCCACCAGGCUCCAGAUCUCCCCAAGCGCAAAUGUUACGUACAGAUGUGAGGCAAUGCUCAAUCUGGGACCAAGAGGACCUCAGCCCUCACCUAUAGUGAAAUCAAACAAACUCAACAUUACAGUACACCCAUGCCCUGACCUUGUCCUGGACCCUCCUGAGCUGGUGGUGCGAUAUGGAGAUCCUGUCUCAGUGAGCUGCCGUUCCCUGUCUGAAUACACUGACCUGGGCUGGGAUGUUUCACUGGGAAGUGUUUCAUUGCUUGAUAAUAAGACUGUUAUCUGGAAAACAGACCAUCUGACUGACUGGGAAAUAGUGCCAGUGUGCUACAUGAUCCUGAAUGGUGUACAAUGCAGGAGGACUCUCCCCCUCACCGUGUACAAGCUUCCAGACGAGGUGGCUUUCAGCAUCGUGAAUCAUGUAGGACCGAUGAUUGAAGGCAAAAAGUAUGAGCUCCAGUGUGAGGUUUAUAAUUUUGCUCCUGUGAACGUCCUCGCUGCUUUCUGGUACAAAGGGGAAGAGUUAUUAAAAAAUAGAGGAUUUGCAGAAUUGCCCACCAAAACUCCUAGUAAUAAGACGGUUUCACAUAAGAUCACUGCUGGCAGAGAUGAAGGUGAAGCUCAGUACUGGUGUGAGGCAAAGCUGAAACUGGGACCAGCAGGACCUCAGCCUUCUCCUAUGAUCAAAUCAAAUCUUCUUAAAGUUGCAGUUCACUACAAACCUGUAAUUAAACCUUGUUCAGAUUGGUCCCCUAUGAUACACACCCCCUUGAGCUCUUUUCCUUAUAAUGUUACGGGAAACCCAACUCCACACAUCAACUGGCAUCGAGACAAAUCACCGGUCAGCUCUGAUAUGAUUCUCAGCGGGAAUGACUCGGGCACGUAUGAAUUACUUGCGAACAACAGCAUGGGAAGAGCAUCCUGUGUCAUAAAGAUCACAGUGGAGUAUGCUCCUACAUUUGCCUGUCUUCCAAGCUAUGAGGGACGAGAGCAUGACUCCUUCUUAGAUAAAUGUUCAGUUAUGGCUUCUCCUGUAGCAAACAUCACAUGGGAAAAAGAUGGAAAAAGGGUGAACCCUCUUCAUCAUCUCACAAAGGGAGACAGUGGCACAUAUGUGAUAACAGCCACGAACAAGCAUGGAACUCAACAGCACAGUUUGACCAUUAAUGUUCUGUACAAACCUGAAACGAAUUGUUUAAAUUGGUUUCCUAUGAUAAACACUCCCUUGAGCUCUUAUGCUAAUAAUGUUGUGGGAAACCCAACUCCAACUAUCACCUGGCAUCGAGACAAAUCACCGGUCAGCUCUGAUAUGAUUCUAAGCAGGAACAACUCGGGCCGAUAUACUUUAUUUACAAGCAAUCUGAUGGGAAAUGCGUCCUAUAACAUAAAUAUCACAGUAGAGUAUGCUCCUACAUUUGCCUGUCUUCCAAGCUAUGAGGGACGAGAGCAUGACUCCUUCUUAGAUAAAUGUUCAGUUAUGGCUUCUCCUGUAGCAAACAUCACAUGGGAAAAAGAUGGAAAAAAGGUGAACCCUCUUCAUCAUCUCACAAAGGGAGACAGUGGCACAUAUGUGCUAACAGCCACGAACAAGCAUGGAACUCAACAGCACAGUUUGACCAUUAAUGUUCUAUAUGGUGCAAACAUUCAGUACAUCAGUCCUUCGGCAGGAGUGAACGUGGGCGAGAAGGUGUCGCUGCAGUGCACUGCGGAGGGGAAUCCAGUACCUGAAGUAAGGUGGACCUUUCAAAAUCAAAAUAGAACCACAGGGAGGCAGCACACACCGCUAAACAUUGAUAAAGCCAAGAGUGCUGAUGCUGGUCAAUAUACGUGCAUUGCUACUAAUGAACUCGGGACUGACACAAAGACAGUCUCACUGACAGUACAAGAAAUAAACCUUCGAUUAAUUAUCAUUUUGACAGUGUUGAGUUUAGUCCUUUUAUUUUUUAUUAUAUAUAUCAUAUACAAAUGUAUUCAACGCCGACGAUCUGGACAGUACAACGUGCAAGGGACUAAGGGUGCAGUCAGUGUACCACUAGUACAAAGGAAUAAUGGAAAUGGUAUGAAAGAAGAUGACUCCUAGUUAAAAAUGCCUCUGAUUUUGAAAUUAGAUGAGCAUUUGUGUUUUAAACCCAAGGACUGACUAUUUCUGAAAUUAAGCUCUAUUUGCUUUGUUUAUGCUGCAAUCACUUGUAAACACAUCAGGGUUAACAAAUAUCAUAUGGGGUUACGAUUGGGGAAUAGUUUUCUUAAGCUCAUGUUUUGUACAUUGGUGUGACAGGGCCAAUACUGUAUGUAAAUAGUUUUUCUUUACUGGCAAUUUUGCACUGUUUUUUUUAUUUAACCCUUUAUAAAGCACACAUUAAAGUACUGUAUGUGGAAGUCCAAAAUUUUCAUGACUUUUUUUUUACUCUUGUAAUUUUUUUCCAAAAUUUGUAAUCUUAAGCUUGCAUAUCAGUGAAGUUACUACACACACACACACAC